Trichobilharzia szidati is the source of this 4750-nucleotide messenger RNA. Lineage: Eukaryota; Metazoa; Platyhelminthes; Trematoda; Strigeidida; Schistosomatidae. The record is from the annotation of a GenBank genome assembly.
UCAAGGUCGAUCGUGCGAGGUAAAUUUGUCGCGAAGGUCGAGUAGGGGCAGUAUUCAUUCAUACACAAGUCGCGAAAGACUUCUAAUGGUAUUUAUCUUUGUAGGGCUAACAGAAAACAUAUGAAUAAUUUUCACUAUUGAUAUGUCACACUUAAUUCAGUUUCAUGCAUUCCUUGAACAUUCUUUUCCACACGACAACUAUUGUGAUUCCGGACCUAUCAGCGAACAGCUGGCACAUCAAAACAUAGAAGAUACAUUUUACGAAGCUGUUACCAAUCGUGAAUGCAUCAAUGGUGUUUUGACAAGUACCGAUAUGUUUUGUGAGAAUGUUGUAUAUAAAGAGACUGGAGUUUCCAGCCUUACUGAGUUGAAGAGUGAAGCUGCAGUUCUAUGUGCCGUUGAAAGAGUUAGCAGUAGUGUCAGGCAUAAACUCGGCGAACAAUUUUCCCUGAAACGUCUCUCACUUGCAUCAAAAUCAUCUAGCAGAGACUUAAAAGAUGUAGACAGUAUCGUUAGCGCCACACUAUCGUCUUCUAGUAGCGUUUUGUAUGACUGGAUAGGCUGUAAACAUGACACCAACUUUUCAUCUGACUUGAAGGACCUGAAGUUUGGUAAACGUCUAGAUUUGGAUGUGGGAACUCGAGAAUUAUUGGAGAAACGAAUUCGGAAUUCCAAGCCCCGAAAAUCCUACGCUAUUUUAGAAGAUACUACCUGUAAACUGCCACCGUUGGACCAGCUAGUGGAUAAUCCUGCGUUCAAGUGGAAUUUUGAACUGGAUACAUUUCAAAAACAAGCUAUUUUGUGCCUUGAGCGUAAUCAAACUGUUUUUGUGGCGGCCCAUACCUCAGCUGGUAAAACAGUUGUUGCGGAGUAUGCCUGCGCUCUCUGUCGACGUCGUGGUUCUAGAGUCAUCUAUACUAGUCCUAUAAAAGCCCUAUCAAAUCAGAAGUUCUAUGACUUCAGACAUACAUUUGGAGAUAAUGUUGGACUAAUUACAGGGGAUAUUAAACUAGCACCAGAAUCUACUCUGCUUGUAAUGACCACAGAAAUUCUCCAUAACAUGUUGUGUAACGAUGCUGAUACCAUUAGAGAUCUAGAAAUAGUUAUUAUGGAUGAGGUACACUACGUGAAUGAUGCUGAAAGAGGUCAUGUGUGGGAACAGAUAAUGAUUAUGCUGCCUAAACAUGUUUUACUUGUUAUGUUAAGCGCAACAGUUCCAAACAAAGUGGAAUUUGCCGACUGGUUAGGACGUAUACGAGAUACUGAAAUCCACGUGGUUGCGACUAACAAGCGUCCAGUCCCUUUAGAACAUUUUAUCUUCACUGGUAUGGAUGGUCAACGAACAAAAGAUCACCUUCAUCUUAUAGUAGAUCAAACUGGUCAGUUCAAUGUUCAGGGAUACAAACAAGCACAUCGUAUGCUUUGUGGAGAGAAAGUUGUUGAAAAGAAACCAAAUCAGCCUCCAGCUAAUCAGAAUACUAAAAAACCUCCAAAGAAAGAUACCGGUGGAAAAAUGAAUACUCCCGGACACUUUCGUCCUCUUCCACCCUCUGGUGGACUGAGUGUACAUGAUCAUCGAACUAAAAAUCUUUGGCUUGGUGUCGUCCAUCUUCUCCGGGAACGUGAUCUCAUGCCCACCAUCGCAUUCGCCUUCUCUCGAACAUCUUUAGAAAUAUUGGCUAGUCAUUUGUCGUCAGUAGAUUUACUGAAUCACAACGAAAAACAACAAGUUAAAAGUUUUCUCAAUGCUUCAGUUAUCAAGCGUUUAAGAAGAUGUGAUCGACAGCUGGCUUCUGUACAGUUUAUCAGUAAACUGGCUGAAAGAGGAUUGGCUGUUCAUCAUGCUGGCAUGAUGCCUUUGUUAAAAGAAGCCGUAGAGAUGUUGUUUCAACGUGGUCUAGUAAGAAUAUUAUUUGCUACUGAAACAUUCGCUAUGGGUGUGAAUAUGCCGGCACGUUGUGUCAUUUUUACUACACUGGAGAAAUUCGAUGGUCAGAAACGUCGUCCGUUGAAUUCAAGUGAGUAUACACAAAUGGCUGGCCGUGCAGGUCGUCGUGGUUUGGAUGCUUCAGGAUCUGUGAUUAUCCUACUUGGUAGUAUUGGUAAAUCUGUUACUUCAGCUAGCUCAGGUUUACCACCUGAACAUACUUUAAGCGAUAUAAUUCUUGGCAAGCAAACUCAACUAGUUUCAAAAUUCAAGAUCACCUACUCCAUGAUUUUACACUUACAUCGAACGAAUUGGUUGAGUCCACAGGAUGUUAUGCGACGCAGUUUUAUGGAAGCAGCUGGUCUUAGACGUGAGCUUGAGCGUAGACAAUGGUUAACAGCUCUGCGCAAAAAACUCGACCAAACAACUACAUUUAUUCCGUCUGCGGGAUCGUCUAAUGUUUCUAGCCAACUUAUACGCAAUUCUAGUAAGACCUUAACGAGUGCAACUAAUUCACGGAUAUCUGUUCCGUUUGGCGAACCAAUAUUACAAGUUAAAUGUCCCCUUGGUCAAACAGGCUGUUGUGAUGAAAUGACCACCUAUUAUCAAGCUUGUUGCAACUAUCGAAAAUUGACAGCAUCUGUUGUCAGUCUACUGGCUGAAGAAAAUAUAAAUGAUUUACAACGUGUAUUUUGUCCAGGUCGUGUAAUAUUUAUCAGUCUGGCUAAUUCGGAAAACUCAUUAGCUCAGAAACAGUCUACAUCAAAACAGUCAAGUUGGCUAGUACCUGCUGUUUUAGUCAAUUUGUCAAAGAAAAAGAUCAAGAAUGAGAGUGAAAUACAAUGGGAUAUUAUUACCUGGCAAGUACCUAGUCUACCCAAAAACUUAUACAAAACUGCACAGAAUAAUAAUUCUGUCAAAGAAGAUAGCAAUAGCGAAGAAAAAUUCAACGAAGCAGACGAAGAAGACAUUCUAAGGGAAGGUGAAGAUGUUCAGCUUUCUGUGACACCGUAUCCUCCCCAAUUAAUACCAGUUUUUAUUCCAAAUUCGCUAGAAGAUAGUCAUGCUCGUCUAACAUUGUUGUCAAAUUCAUCGGCCCGAUUGUUUGUACGUAUCUGUGAUCAUGUUAUUACAUUUCAAAAUUAUUCAGCUGUUAACAAUCCUAAUGUAACUUUAUCAGAAAUGUUAAUUCGUGGCAUUAAACGACAUCGUCAACAAAUGGCUGCUUUAGAGGCUGGUAUGCGUUUAGUGACUGGUGCAAAUACAAAUGCUGGUGAUGGUGAUUCUCUGCUUUUACUGGAUGAAAUUAAUGUAACUUUAUUUAAUCUUGUAAGUUCAUUGGUUCCUGAACCGUCAAAAACGACAACAACAUCACACGAAUCUUCAUCGUCUACAAUAUACGGUCUGCCGUCAAGUUGGCCCAUGAAGAUUGAUUUAAGGAAAUCUUUGAAAUUUAAAGGAAUAUCAGAAGAGGAUGCUUGCGUGUUUGAUGAGCACGCCUUGUUGAGUGAUGAGUUAACAACACCUUUAAUAAGCUCAGAAAUUACUCAACGAUUAGCUCCUGUCUGUUGUCCAGACUUGGUCGCACACCUGGAAAUGAUUCACCGUACCUGUCGUCGAAGGUGGGCAGUGAAAAGAAUUGAAGAGUGUCUCUCCGAUUCUCAAUUGCAGUUAAAUACAGAGUAUAUGGGACGUUUACGUGUUCUGGAAGAACUGGGAUUUAUCGAUUCUGCUACACAGUCUGGUUGUCUUAGUUUGAAAGGUCGAGUCGCCUGUGAAUUGACAAAAAUGGAAGUAUUAAUCACUCAAUUAUUACUUGAUGGCUCAUUCACUGAUCUUUCACCGCCAGAUCUUGCAGCAGUUUUAUCGUGUUUUGUAUUUGAAACACGUGGCUCCGAUAUUAGCACAGAGCAACAGCAAGAUGGUCAGUAUUUACAAAGGCUUCUUGAUUCAUUGAGUAAUUCAAUUGUCUCCAGUGGAGAUGUUAGUAAUUCAAGUGUUACUUAUCCUCCAACUCUUAUACCAACAUUGGUGAAAAUUAUAUCCUGCGCGAUAGAGCUUGAACAAUUACAGACUAAGCAUGGUCUUAGCGAUCCGUCUGCUGAUACACGCAUCACUCUUCAAGUUGUAAACGCUGUCCAUGCAUGGGCACAAGGUUAUUCCUUCUCAAUACUGGUGUCAAUGACAAGUGUCCCUGAAGGACAUUUAAUACGUGGUUUACUACAACUUGAUGAACUACUCCGUCAUAUAUGCAGUGCCUGCCAUCAUCUCGGCGAUAAAAAUUUAAGCUUAAGAAUGACUGAAGCAAGAAAUGCAAUAUUACGUGAUAUUGUAUGUGCACCGAGUCUUUAUGUUGCUGAUGAUCUUUUAUAAACUGAGACAAUCCUUAUUACAUUUUGUGUUUGUGAACACUAUUUUUGUUUAGCUCUUUCUUAAUUCCGUUCUUGUCUCUACUCUGUUUAUUGCCAGUGCAUUUCAGAAUGUCUGAGUGACUUUUGUUCAGUCUUAAUUUCCUGUUAGUUUAUAGAAUAUUUAUUUUCUUCUCGUUUACUUUCCACUUUUGUGCAUAAUAUCCUGUAAUUCUGUUUUAAUUUUCAAUUGCUCUUAUGGCAGCUAGUUGGCGAUAUGAAAAGUAUACCUUUCCAAAUGAUUACUGAGAGUUAUUCUUAUUUUUGUAUUUAAAAGACAUGUUGAAUAGCGGAAAGUAAUACGGAUAAUAAUAAUAAUAAUAUUCUACUCUAUUUCAGUAUGUGUACAUCUGGUAUUACAGUAUUGAUUUAAUAGUAUUUGAUAUAUUUCAAGCCUUCUUUCCUACUCGACCAG